Messenger RNA from Lentinula edodes (shiitake mushroom), 1315 nucleotides. RefSeq names its product cyclophilin-like domain-containing protein. Lineage: Eukaryota; Fungi; Basidiomycota; Agaricomycetes; Agaricales; Omphalotaceae. Bases 67 to 1206 code for a protein of 379 amino acids. Gene Ontology annotation, biological process: protein folding; protein peptidyl-prolyl isomerization. Gene Ontology annotation, molecular function: peptidyl-prolyl cis-trans isomerase activity; protein binding. Gene Ontology annotation, cellular component: intracellular membrane-bounded organelle. The transcript has 7 exons. The record is from RefSeq and is a predicted model, not a curated record.
GCCGGAGAACUUUUGGCUUAUUAAAAGCUUCAAACAAAAACUUCCUUCUCAUCCUUUAUUAACUUGAUGUCUGGCUCAGAAGUUACCGAUAAUAAACGACCUAUAACCUACUUCGAUAUCUCGAUCGGUGGAUCUCCAAUCGGACGUAUCGUCUUUUCUCUCUACGCUGACCUCGUCCCGAAAACCGCAGAAAACUUCCGUGCGCUAUGUACUGGAGAAAAAGGCAUGGGCCAGUCGGGGAAACCCUUGCAUUACAAGGGUAGCGGAUUUCAUCGGGUCAUUAAACAAUUCAUGGUGCAAGGUGGCGACUUUACGAUGCACAACGGAACGGGAGGUGAAUCGAUAUACGGAGAAAAGUUCGAAGAUGAGGCAUUUCCAGUCAAGCAUGAGAAACCCUUUUUGCUCUCCAUGGCAAAUGCUGGAAAAAACACGAACGGGUCUCAGUUCUUCAUCACCGUUUCGGAGACGCCGCAUCUUGAUAACAAACAUGUUGUUUUUGGAGAAGUUAUCCGGGGAAAAUCAGUGGUCCGUCAGAUCGAGCACUUCCCAACAACCUCUGGUGAUGCGCCGACUUCACCAAUCGUGAUCGAAGACUGUGGCGAACUUUCCCCGGACGAUCCUUCUCUAGCUGCUUUGCCAGUCGAUGCUGACGGCGAUCCUUAUGAGGACUAUCCUGAUGAUGAUGACCAUGAAGUUUCCAAUCCUCAAGUCGCGCUUGAUAUUGCGAAGUCAAUCCGUGAAGUCGGAAACAAGCUACUCAAGGAAGGGAGGACGGAUCUCGCCCUUGCAAAAUACCAAAAAUCAAUACGUUAUCUUGACGUUCACCAUGUUCUUCCGGAUGAUGUCUCACCAGAACUUACUGAGGCCUACAAAGCUCUCCUUUCUCCUCUCCUGCUUAACUCGGCACUUGCUGCUAUUCGGGUCCAACCUCCCACGUCUUUGAAUGCUGAAACUGCAGUGAAAAAUGCUACGCGCGCUCUUAACACGCUCACUCUCAGUAGUGCUGACAAAGCGAAAGCCUUGUACCGUCGUGCCAUAGCACAUGCCAUACUUAAAGACGACGAUGAGGCAGAGAAGGACCUGAUCGAAGCUAAUAAACUUGUUCCUGACGACCAAGCCAUUGUGGGCGAGCUUGGUCGUAUAAGAAAUAAAAGGAAGGAAAAACGGGACAAGGAAAAGAAGGCGUACAAGAAGAUGUUUAGUUAAAUGCACAGUGCAGUUGUAUAGCAACUAUGUACGGGAAUACUUACAAGUUUAGAUGAUCGUGUGUUUUUAAGGUAGGCGAGGGACAAUGUAUGGUUACUGGAUAAAAUAC